This is a messenger RNA of Lotus japonicus, 1909 nucleotides long. RefSeq lists its product as uncharacterized. The record is from RefSeq and is a predicted model, not a curated record. Bases 405 to 1085 code for a protein of 226 amino acids. Gene Ontology annotation, molecular function: DNA binding. Lineage: Eukaryota; Viridiplantae; Streptophyta; Magnoliopsida; Fabales; Fabaceae. The transcript is spliced from 4 exons.
AACCGUUUAAAAUAAAAAUAAAGUUAAUUAUAUUGCAAACUGGUCCCUCCCUAAUUCAGUUACCAUGGUUAAAGUAAGUUUUUUUAACCUUUCAGAUUAAUUGACUUGACUGUUCAGUUUCCCUCUCUUUUGAAAACUGAAACAUUCAUAAUUGUUCAUCAUUCUCCAUACUCCUCCCUUCCUCAUUCACUAUACUAAACGUUUCAGAGAAAAAGAGAGAGUUAGCAGAGACGACUAGGGUUCUUUGAGGUCCUGCGGCGGAAAGCACGACGCCGGCGAGAACGACGGUGAUUCUGUGAGAUCGACGACGGGAAGGCGCGGUUUCACCGACCAAGGAGCACCUGCAAGUACCGAGUGAUUUUUAUGAGAAACAUAAAACUGCCUUGGGGGAUCGUGUUGUCAUUAUGGAUCCAGUAGGUGGGGAGUUCUCUUUUAGGUUACUUGCUGGGAACUUAGGGGGCUUGAUUUUUGAAUGUGUUGCUGAAUUUUUAAGGAGAUAUGGCCUGAAAGAAAAUCACUUAUGUGAUUUUUUCUAUUUUGGAAAAAACACAUUUAUUGUGAAGAUUUUGGAUGGUACCCUGAAAGAAAUUAGCUAUGGUGUUGGCACUUCCCUAAGCCAACCUAUAGUAAUUGAUGAUGGUGAUGAGGAGGCUGUGGAUGAUGAGGAUCCAGUGGGAGAUGAUGAGGAUGCUGAAGAAGAUGAGGAGGAUGAUGGAAUUAUGGAAGUUAGUGAAGGAGAGGAAGAAAAUGGUGUGAACAGGGUUCUUCACCCAUUUGAUAAGGUGAUUACUAAAUCAGAUUCAAAAGGAGAUCAGACUUUGUCACUACCCAUGAUGUAUGUUCGGAACCAUGUUAGGCCAAAUUGGCAGCAUGUUGUUCUACAAACCCCGGAGGGUAGAACCUACGCUUGUGAGUUGAAAAGGAGGAAUCCAGGAGAGGAUGAUACUCCUUGCAACAUUGGGAAGGAUUGGAAUAAGUUCGUUAAGGAGAACAAGUUGAAGAGGGGGGACACCGUGCACUUUAGACCAGAUAGCGUUGCUAAUAAUAUGAUUUACGUUAGUAUUAUUCGUAGGAAGCAGCGUUGAAUUUUCGAAGUUCUUGGUUAUGUAACUUUUGGUGGUUUGGUGUGAACUUUGUAAUGCUUAUGAUGAAUUUUGUGGUUGUUUUUGUAUGGAUGAUGUUUGUUUGUUACAGUUUAUGGAUGCUUUUGUAUGGAUGAUGCAAUGUCAUUAUGUUUAAGGUUUCAGUCUAUAACUUUUGUAUGGAUGAUGCAAUGUCAUUAUGUUUAAGGUUUCAAUCUAUUGACUUUAUAUUAGUAGAUUUUGUAGAAAAUUAUCUAUGGCAUCCCAAUCUUUUUGUUCACCACAAAGAAGAAAUAUUUAUGCUGAUGGAAGGUUAUGCAACUGCGGUCUUGUUCCAGUCAUUAGGACAUCAUGGUCCAGUGAUAACUACGGACGAAGAUAUUAUAAGUGUCCUUUGCAGGCAUGUGGGUAUUUUGACUGGAUUGAUGCUCCUGGGCAAGGUGUUGUUGAAACCUCUGUGGCUCCUGUGGUGCAUAAUUUGCAUUCUAAUGCACCGGUUGUGGCACCAAUUGCGGAUAACUUUGAAGGCUUAGAGAGGACACAAGCUUUGAUCGCUGAAUACAAGAGAAGGGAGCAAAUCUAUCUGAUCAUUGUUGUUGUCUCAUUGGUUGUUUCAAUUCUAUUAAUUUUGUAUAAGUGAAUUAAAUGUGGUUAUGUGAAACAGUAAACAUGAGACGUGGUGAGAUUGGUUAGAUUGUUAUGUUUAAGCUAUUGACAUUUGUAGUAUUUUUUGAAGCUUUGGUCCCAUGUGAAGUAAACAUGAGACGUGGUGAGAUUGGUUGGAUUGUUAUGUUUAAGCUAUUGACAUUUGUAGUAUUUUUUGAAGC